AUGCUGACGUUUGCUCGACUUCAGCGGCCCCAGACUCCUGCUUCAGCUUCCGCCCAUCUGGCGGCCACUCAGGCAUUCCUCAAUAGUCGGGCCUCGCAGGCAAAUCUGUCAGCUUCUGCCGCUGCCCAAGCCCUGAGAACCAUGUCUCCGACUCCGACCCCGGUGGAUCAGAUUCAGACAAAGCGCAUGAUUCAAAGGCAAGCCUCCUCCGGUUCUCUCUCAAGUUCAGCCCGGGGUCGAGGAAGAGGCGGCUUGCAGAGGCAAAACAGUUCUGGGUCUAUGACUGAGAGGACGUUUAGAACUCCAUCACCAUCACCUGCACGACCUGUCUCGCACUCAGGACUCCAGGCCCCUCCGCUACCGACUAUUCCGCAACACUUUGCUCCUCCCCCUCCUCCCCCAACGACACCGCCCAAGAAGAAGAAAAAGAGAGCAUCCAGCCAAGAAGCUCCUCAACCUCGUGUUCUCUCACCACCACCGGUGCGACCAUCAAAUCGCGGCCAGAGCCUUGACAGGUACGGAUCACCGCACCAGCAACAGCCGUUAGCACCGAACGUUCAAAGGAAUACCCCAGUCUCUCAGAGCAAUGAUCUUGAACGGGUUGAUAGCCGGAACUCCAUCAAUUUUUCGAGACCUUUGUCGCCACGACCCCAGUCCCCGGUGGCGCAAUCCCCGAUGGCGCAUUCUCCGGUUAUCGUGAAUGGUGAUCGAUCUCACUUUAGUGACGUCGCACAAGCGAUAUCUCCUACCCAAGCCGCAGAGAUUCAACACGACCUGGUGCAAACAGCAAACCAGCCUGUCAAGAAGAAGAAAAAGGUGGCCAACAGUGCAGUGGAAGGUGGUCAUCUUCAGACUGGGACAAUGACGAGCAGACCAAUCGUCCAUUCGCUAGAACCAAUUCCGGAACCACAAAUACAAACUCCCUCAGAUCAACAGCCGCUUGUCAGAAAAAAGAAGAAGAAGCCUACAUUUAAUGGAGAUAGUAUUGAUUCUCCCGCCACCGAGUCGUCGCGGACAGACUCGGACUCGGAUUCGAAUGUCGAGCGCAAGCGAGAAAGGCGAACCCAGCGAGCAUCGGGAAUUUUGCAGAAACAGCCAUCUAUCGUUCGGGAGGACUGGGAGGGUGAACAGCAGGAGCAAGCCAGCCCACUUCAUGCCAGUCAAGGUGCAGAUACAAACACGAAUACUGCGCCGGAAGUGACACUUCGCAAUCAGGUAAAGAGUCCUACGGAUGCAAUCGAUCCUCCUCGGAAGACAGAGUCCGCCAUCUCGCCAUCCGCACCUAAUCAAUUUCGUUCUCCGCAGACGCAGGAAACUCACGCACAAGCUGGGCGUGAGGAAUCGCCAGCUUCAACCAGUCACCUCCAAAUUACCGAACCCCAGAAUACUCGGGGUACUUCGCUCAGUCCCUCACGGUCCACUCGUUUCUCGGACAGGUUGUCUUCAGAUCUUGCUGCAGGGCGAAAACACGAGCCUCCUCCGCGGUCGAUAUCACCGGCUAAACCUGCGCUCAAGCAUCAUUCCCCCACACCAGCAUUUUCUCGUGGCGAACCUCGUGGCGCUAGUGUUACCCCGAGUGAGUCCUCUGAUAUAUCGAGCGCGUCAGCCGACGGUCCUCUAAAACGAAAGAAGUCUGUGCGGGUCAGCUUCGAGGUUCAGCCAGAAAUAGUUGGUACCGCCGCGAGUGUCCAGAGUCCGGCAGAUAGCCCGAGCAGAGAGAAAAAAGGAUGGCUUGGCCUGGGAAAGGCCAAGUCGACGCAGAACACCUUGUCUUCCAACGACGACAUGGAAGUGUUGAUGAAGCCACGCCCGCAACUUCCAUCAUUUGGAAGCGUUCGUGGCCAAAAGUUUAGAGAUAUCAACGAUUCCAACACCACCCAAAUACCAAGAUCGCCUCCGGAAACUCGUGGCCCGCCCGUAGAGGGUAAGAUUACAACCUCCUCGGCUACGUCUUCAGAAACAUCGAGCACCUACACCUCAAAUCUGGUAACAGGUGUAUCAAGCGAUCAUGCUGUUGGGGCUAUAUUUGCUCAAGAAGCUCGGAAGACUUUGGGGCAGGCGUCUGCAACUCCAAACAAUGAGCCCCUGCCACCCGAAGUAACAUCCGUAGAAGGCAUGGUGUCGUUCUCGGACGAAGAAAAUGACAGUUCGGACGCAGAGGAGACGAUACCCGAGCCCCUUGCUCGCGGACCUAGCGAGCCGGAAACACUUGCUGGCACGAAGGCUAGCUCUGCGAAAGCAACCGACCAACCUGUCUCGUUUGCACUUCCCCAGACAGAGGUACCUGUCGUAUCCGUUUCGCCACCUACUCCCGCUGAAGAGGCGAAACCAAAUGACCAAUAUUUGGUGGAGGUGCCAGGUGGGUUCCCCGUGUCUGCUGACAAUCUAGCGGGCAAGGGUGAUGAGUUGCGCACAGUACGCGGAGCACCGCCCGUUGCGAGUGUGACCCCUGACCUGGACUCGCAUGCAGCCACGGAAGCCGUCGAUGAUGAAGUGUCGGACAAUGAUAGCAUUUACAGCGACGCGGCAGAGGAUCCCUCGGAGAUGGAAGGGAUGGGAUUCGGCUCAAUUGACGCCAUUGUGGAAAGUCCCAUUGUAUCUCCGCCAGCCCUUCUUACUUCACCCGAGAGUCCUCUGGCGCCGGUAUCAUCUUCCAAUUCUCACGAUGCGCGAGACGCUGGGUCGUGGGAGGAGACACAGGCUCACUGGAGCGGCAUCGCAGAACAGACGCGAUAUCUCCCUAGCCAACACACCAUUGAGAACAGACCUGCACCUCCGACUACUGGCUACAAUGUGCCACAGCCGGUUCGAAUUCCUGAUCACGAGCCUUUGCAAAUGAGGACUACGGAACCUGCCACGACAGCAUACAGCAAGAUAACACAGCCUGUACAGCCUCGACCUGCACGUGCCUCUGUAUCAAAAUCAUUUGCAUCACAGCCUAGACGCAAAAAGAAGACGCCUGCUGCAAUUGCUGCUGCCGCAUCUGUACCUGCGGCAGCGGCAGCUGCACAAGGACUGCCGGACUCACCACUGCAAAGAAAAAUGCAACCGUCUGCCUAUCCAACAAUUGAAACUCAUAACCUCGGAUAUGCUGCGGCCGCCGCUGCACCUUUCCGACAGUCAAUGCGAGCCAGCUCUCCCCCGGAGACCGAACCCGCGUUCCGCAAGACCAUGCGUAACGAGAAUCGCAAUUCAAUGCCAGCUUCAACCGUUGCCCCCCCGCAACAACGAAGGAGUCAGACAUUGAUUUCUACUCCACCAAAUCAAUCCCGCGCAGCGCUUCAGAAGAAACAUAUGCCUCUCCCCGCGGCGGCCGCAACUUCUGUAGUAUUGGCUCGGACACAACCUGUCCGGCCGGUCCUGUCGAAUGAUAGUGACUCGGAAAGUUCGUUCCGGAAGGCUCGUCGCAGCAAGUCUACUACAGGCGGCAAAUAUACAAUGCGUAGAAGUAUGAGAGGUUCGGACGAACCGACUUUGCGGGGAGACAGGCUCAAUGGCGUCCGGUCGGUUUCGCCUGUAGGCAGGCGACCAUUCUCGCCCCCGGAUGGCUCUCACACCAUGAGAACUUCUAUGAGAGGAUCCACCGAUAAUGCGCCGACACUCCGUGCGUCGAACGACGUCAGGCGGUCAUCCUCGAUGUUUAGUCGCCGCCAGCCAAAUACAGCCGCUACUACUCUCCCAAUGAGUCUCGGUGGGCAGAAUAACCGGUCCCGUAUCCUUGACUCGGACGACGAAGAUGAACCGCCUCAGCGCAGCAAAUGGCGCUCACGUUUCGCCGAUGAUAGUGACGACGACACGGAUGUGCCACAAUUCACACCGGUGCGCGGCAUUCCUCGCAGGAAUAAUGAUGCUGACUCCACCGACCUGGACGACAGCUCGGAUGAGGAACGAGCCAAAACACAAGCUGCACCGAAACUUCAAAUUCCCCAGGUGAAUACAGCUGCACCCGCCGGCAGUGCUGAAGCCCUGUCUCCGAACAGCGAGAAGAAGCGGGGAUUACUUGGAAUGUUUCGCAGCAAGAAGCCAAAGGAGGAGUCACCUUCGCCAGUAGUUGACUCCCCUCUGAAGCCGCUCAAGACCACGGAUACCAACAAAGCAUCGCGGCUUGGAUUCGCCUCAAACGCCGAGAGAGAUCAAGCCAUCGCACUUGCAAGAGCGAAGUUGGAAGCGUCGAAAGAACUGCAGAACCCUGGUGGACAACAGCAUGGGCAUGCCAAACUCCACCGUCGACACAUGCCUGAACGAGUCAUGAGUGAUUCAUGGCCGUUGCCUCCUACAUUACCAACUGACAAUGCUCGACCGAGCACUAUGGAUGGGCCACCAACGCGAAAUGGGACGACGAGGCUGAACCAAGGCAGCAUGCGCAAACCAGAUGAGUUUGCCGAAGCUAUUGGUCGCAGCGGGAAAAAGAAGAAGUUCCCCAUGUUACGCAAAGCCUUUGGGCUGAAAGAUUAA
Messenger RNA from Fonsecaea pedrosoi CBS 271.37, 4455 nucleotides. RefSeq lists its product as uncharacterized. Lineage: Eukaryota; Fungi; Ascomycota; Eurotiomycetes; Chaetothyriales; Herpotrichiellaceae. The transcript has a single exon. The record is from RefSeq and is a predicted model, not a curated record. Bases 1 to 4455 code for a protein of 1484 amino acids.